Messenger RNA from Symbiodinium sp. CCMP2456, 456 nucleotides. The record is from the annotation of a GenBank genome assembly. Lineage: Eukaryota; Dinophyceae; Suessiales; Symbiodiniaceae.
AUGAUCUCUGGGCGGUUCAACGACCAGCACAAAAUGAACUACAUGAGGCAUGUCAAGGAGGCACUUUGUGCCAGAUCUGUGCCAGUGGAUAUGGUGAAGGCCGACUUUGCUGGCGCCAGAUUCGGAAACCAGACGGCGCUGCUCCUGUACAGGGCCAAAGCCCUGCUGACUUUUUGCACAAGGGAUUAUGGAGAGAAAACUGGCGCACAGUAUGAAACCUAUAUAGAGCUCGAGUAUGCGCAUCAGAACAAGCUUGCUAUUCUGCCAAUCCAGCUCUGCCAUGAGUUUCCACCCUGCCCCAAAGAUGAGGAAGGUCAGGCACAAAAUGCUUUGGUAUUUCGGAGCGACUUGGUGCGGAUCAUAGACAAAGACAUGUCGGACCCGGCGAGGGUUGCAGAGGAGAUCAGUGAUGCCUGGUUCAGAGCAAUCCAGUAUAUGUGUCUAUGCGACGCUUGA